Molecule: messenger RNA, 1605 nt
Organism: Annulohypoxylon maeteangense
Lineage: Eukaryota; Fungi; Ascomycota; Sordariomycetes; Xylariales; Hypoxylaceae
Product: alpha/beta-hydrolase
Exons: 1
Coding region: 1-1605 (534 amino acids)
Source: RefSeq, a predicted model, not a curated record
AUGAGACCCCUUUCAUCCAUGUUAACAAUACAGCAACUCGUGUUGUUGAGUGCAAUCUCCUAUGGAAUCGCCACUGCCAACCCCUUGUACGGUCAGGGUGAGAGCCCCGAAUUUACGGUAGGGACUUUGACUGGCACAUAUACCGGUCUCCAGAAUCCGGAUUUCCCUGGAGUUAGGGAAUUCCGAAGCAUCCCGUAUGCCGAACCUCCGGUUGGAAAGCUCCGAUGGAAACCGCCGGUGUCUCUUCAACCUUCUAAGGAUCAUCAUUACUCCCACAGAUUUCCUCCUUCAUGUCCUCAAUAUCUUACAUCCAAAUUAUCGCUAUGGAAUUCCAAUAUCACAGCAUUCUCUAUCAACACUGGGGACCAAAGUCAUCAUGCAGGAGAAAUGGCACAGACAACUGCAGAAGAUUGCCUAAGCUUGGCAAUCUGGACCCCUAUUGGCGCUACUCCGCGGGACAAGCUCCCUGUUGGCUUUUUCAUGCCAGGCGGUAGUUUUAAGGGUGGUGGCCUAGAUGCCCCCCACCACAUACCAGCAGGAUGGGUUAACCGCAGUCAGAAUCAUAUCAUGGUAACGAUGAAUUAUAGAGUCAACAUCUUCGGGUUUCCGAAUGCGGUCGGAUUAGAGGACCAGAAUAUCGGAAUUCUAGAUCAAAGGCUUGCGCUUGAAUGGGUGCAUGCGAACAUUGAAGCUUUCGGGGGCGAUCCCGACCGAAUAACUUUAUGGGGCCAUUCAGCCGGUGGAGUGUCCGCGGAUGUUCUUAACUUUGCUAAUCAUGAGAAUCCGCUGGCUGCCGGUUUUUUUCUCAUGUCGGGAGCGGCUAUGCGAACAUUCGCGCAAGGCGACAACGCGUUACAGACAAAUUUCACACAUGUUGCCAAGGAACUCGGAUGUGACUUCCCGGACGACGCGGAUGCCGAACUUGAAUGCAUGCAACAAAUCCCAGUAAAUUUGAUCACAAAUUUUAUCGGCCAUUACGGGGAUGAUGGGAAGAAACCUCGGUUGCUGUUUCGACCAACGGCGGACGACAAGAUCAUAUUCAAGAACUACACGGAGCAGGCAGAAAUGGGCCUGAUAUCCAGGGUGCCAGCUCUUAUAAGCGAUACUUCUAACGAACAAUCAAGUCUCAUCACGUAUCCAAUCGAUAACUUACUAGGGGGGCCUAAUACGACCGAUGUUGAUAAAGGAACGUUAGACGACUUCAUAUGCCCGGCAUUUAACUCAUCGAAUGUUAGAGAUUUCAAUAAUCUCACUACUUAUCGGUAUCAGUAUGCAGGAAACUACUCGAACUUAACUCCCUUCUCGUGGAUGGGAGCCUACCAUGGGGCUGAUCUGCCAAUGAUUUUUGGAAGUUAUAAUCUCACAGGAGAUGCUACAGACUUCCAGAAGAAAGUAGCAGAAGCCAUGCAGGAUUAUGUGUUAGCCUUUUUAACAGACCCAGAAAAUGGAAUAAAGAAUUUGGGCUGGCUACCGAGUAACGCAGCUUCAAAGGGGGAUAUGGUGCGUUUUGGUGGGGGCGAAUCUAUAGUUCAAAACAUCAGUUCGUUAGACAUAGAUGGCGCAUGUAUGGGCAAAGGGGUAUAUGAUUCACAUCCAGAGAGAUGA